AUGUCUUCUCUGACCACUUUCAUCUUCCUUUUCCUUUUCUCAUUCCUCACUACCUUCACAGUUUCUGCUCAAGAACCUAAUGACCUAGCCUAUUGGUGUCCAAAUAGGACAACUUACUCAAGUAACAGCACUUACUUCACCAAUCUUAAAACCCUUUUGUCCUCUCUCUUUUCCCCCAACGCCUCUUAUUCCACCGGAUUUCAAAACGCCACGGUGGGACAAGCCCCCGACAGGGUCACUGGACUUUUCCUUUGCCGCGGAGACCUCUCGCCGGAAGUUUGCCGUAACUGCGUCGCCUUCUCCGUUAACGAAACGUUAACUCGGUGUCCAAAUCAGAGAGAAGUUGUGUUCUAUUACGAUGAAUGCAUGCUCAGAUACUCUCACAAGAAUAUUCUAUCGACGGCCAACACAAACGAAGGAGAAUAUAUCAUGAGGAACCCUAAUAAUAUUUCUCCUAUUCAAAAUCAAACAAACCAGUUUAUAAUUUUGGUGUUAUCUAAUAUGAACCAAGCUGCCACGGAAGCAGCCAACAGUUCUAGAAAAUUCUCUACGAUAAAGACCGAAUUGACCGCACUCCAGACUUUGUACGGGCUCGUUCAAUGCACUCCUGAUCUUUCAAGAGAAAACUGCAUGAGUUGUCUGACAAGUUCCAUCAAUAGACUGCCAUUUUCUAGAAUUGGAGCAAGACAUCUUUGGCCAAGUUGUAAUUCAAGGUACGAGCUUUACGCGUUCUACGACGAAACUGCCAUUGGUACACCACCACCACCACCACCACUGCCGCUGCGGUUUCCAGGGUCUACGCCUCCGUUGGCAUCUCCUUCACUACCUGGUAAAAGUGGGAAUUCAAAUUUGUUAGUGGUAGCCAUUGUUGUGCCUAUCAUAGUGGCUGUUCUGCUUCUCAUAGCUGGUUAUUGUUUUUAUGCAAAGAGGGCAAAGAAGACUUAUGGCACAGCACCUGCUUUAGAUGAAGAUGAUAAAACAACCAUAGAGUCUCUGCAACUUGAUUAUAGAGCAAUUCAAGCUACAACAAAUGAUUUUUCAGAGAAUAAUAAAAUUGGUCGAGGUGGAUUUGGUGACGUUUACAAGGGUACAUUUUCAAAUGGAACCGAAGUUGCAGUGAAGAGACUGUCGAAAACAUCAGAACAAGGUGACACAGAAUUCAAGAACGAGGUUGUUGUUGUUGCAAAUCUUCGGCACAAAAAUCUGGUUAGGAUUCUCGGAUUUUCUAUAGAAGGAGAAGAAAGGAUAUUGGUCUAUGAGUAUGUGGAAAAUAAAAGCCUUGAUAACUUCCUAUUUGAUCCUGCAAAGAAAGGUCAGCUGUACUGGACACAGCGAUACUAUAUCAUUAGUGGGAUUGCUAGAGGGAUCCUAUAUCUUCAUCAAGAUUCACGACUCACAAUCAUACACCGUGACCUUAAAGCGAGUAACAUUCUCCUGGAUGCAGAUAUGAAUCCUAAAAUUGCUGAUUUUGGAAUGGCAAGGAUCUUUGGAAUGGAUCAAACCCAGCAGAACACAAGCAGAAUAGUUGGUACCUACGGUUACAUGUCUCCUGAAUAUGCGAUGCGUGGCCAAUUCUCAAUGAAAUCUGAUGUCUACAGUUUUGGAGUAUUAGUUCUUGAGAUUAUAAGCGGUAGGAAGAAUAACAGCUUCAACGAGACAGAUGACGCACAAGACUUGGUGACACAUGCUUGGAGGCUUUGGAGAAACGGAACAACAUUAGACCUGGUGGAUCCAAUCAUUGUAGAUGACUGCCAAAAUAGUGAAGUGGUUCGAUGCAUCCAUAUCGGUCUUUUAUGUGUUCAAGAAAGUCCAGUAGAGCGUCCUGCCUUGUCAACCAUUUCCGUGAUGCUCACUAGUAAUACAAUGACUUUACCAAUGCCUCAGCAACCAGGGUUUUUUGGAAGGAGUAUACCUGGAACAAACCCGCUUGAUUCAGAUCAAUCAAUGACCAGCAAGUCUGUUCCAGUAGCUAUUGACGAUUCAUCGAUAUCUGAUUUAUACCCUCGUUGAAUAUGGUGUAAUUAAACCUUACGAUUGAAAUCAAGUUUAAGCAUAUAUUUCAUAUUUCUAGACUUGAUGAACUAUGUUUAUUGUUAGUUUUGAUUUGGUUUGUUAAAACCACAUGUAAUUUGGUUUGAUUCUUAGUUCAAGAAUAAUUAAUUUAGUCUCAGCUA
Molecule: messenger RNA, 2174 nt
Organism: Arabidopsis lyrata subsp. lyrata
Lineage: Eukaryota; Viridiplantae; Streptophyta; Magnoliopsida; Brassicales; Brassicaceae
Product: cysteine-rich receptor-like protein kinase 7
Exons: 7
Coding region: 1-2010 (669 amino acids)
Biological process (GO): protein phosphorylation
Molecular function (GO): protein kinase activity; ATP binding
Source: RefSeq, a predicted model, not a curated record